AUUCACACACUGCACACAUCUGCAAAGCAGCGCUCGGAUCCGCGGACCUUUUCGCUCCACGCGUUGUGCUGCGGGUGGCGCACCGUGCGGAUCUCACCUGUGCUCAUUUCAAUUAAGGAAAACUUGCGCUGCUUUUAUUUACGGUGUGUUGUGUCCUCCUGCUUACUGCCACCAGGAUGCAGUUCUCAGUCAGACUGAGCCUCUGCCUGCUGGGCCUCGUUCUCGUCUCUUUGUUCCCUCAGCCGGCGCAGGGCCAAGUUUCAUCUCCGCGGAGAUUUCGUGCCAAAAUCCUGAGCCCCACCAAGCUGCAUGUGUCAUGGAAAGAACCAAAAGGAGAGUUUGAAAGCUACAAGGUCAUUUACACCACUCGGCCAGGUGGAGAGCAGAAGGAGGUUCAGGUACUGAAGCAGGAAGCAAAGUUACUCAUCCAGGACUUUGACCCUUCUAAAGAAUACAAUUUUAAGAUAAUUGCAGUCAGUGGAGGACAGCAGAGCAAACCACUUCAGGCCAAACAUGAAGCUCAGCGUUCAGGCGUCGAGGUGGUUCAGUCCCAGAGGACACAAGACAGCGGUGUCACUGAUGAGAACAACGAGAUCUCAGAAGCUGAAGAGGGGUUUAUGUGUAAGACCCCGGCCAUAGCCGACAUUGUUAUUCUGGUGGAUGGCUCCUGGAGUAUCGGACGCAUCAACUUCAGGCUGGUCAGGACGUUCCUGGAAAACCUCGUCAAGGCCUUCACUGUGGAGUUUGACAAAACCAGGAUUGGCCUGGCUCAGUACAGCGGAGACCCCAGAAUUGAGUGGCAUCUUAACGCUCACACCACCAAGGAGGCUGUGAUCGAUGCUGUGAAGAACCUGCCAUAUAAAGGAGGAAACACACUGACAGGUCUGGCUCUGACCUUCAUCCUGGAGAACAGCUUCAAACCGGUGUCUGGAUCCAGGCCCGGCGUUCCCAAGAUAGGAAUCCUCGUCACUGACGGGAAGUCACAGGAUGAUGUGAUACCCCCCGCACAGAGCCUGAGGGAAGCUGGGAUAGAACUGUUUGCCAUUGGUGUGAAAAACGCUGAUGAGAACGAGCUGAAGGCCAUCGCCUCUCCUCCUGAGGAAACUCACGUCUACAAUGUGGCGGACUUCGCCAUGAUGAGCGACAUCGUGGAAGGCCUCACCAAGACCAUCUGCGACCGCGUGGAGCACCUCGACAAGCAGCUCAAAGGGGGAGGAGAACCUGCACCCCCGCCCACCUCCGUGGCUCCGCCCCGCGACCUGGUGACAUCGGAGAUCACGGCUCGCAGUUUCCGGGUGACAUGGACCCACGCACCGGGCCAGGUGGAGAAAUACCGCGUGGUCUACUACCCAGCCAGCGGAGGACAGCCAGAAGAAAAAGUGGUCAAGGGGACAGAGAACAGUGUGGAGCUGAACUACCUGAACUCUCUGACGGAGUACCAGGUGGCUGUUUUCGCCAUCUACCGCAGCUCUGCCAGCGAGGCCCUGAGAGGAAGUGCUACCACAUUGGCCCUGCCCAUGGUGAACAACCUGGAGUUGUUUGAUAUCACUCACAGCACCAUGAGGGUUCGCUGGAAGACUGCCGCUGGGGCUUCUGGGUAUAUGAUCCUGUAUGCCCCGCUGACUGAGGGAGACCCUGCAGACGAGAAGGAGGUGAAAGUGGCAGACUCGGUGAAUGAGGUAGAGCUGGAGGGAUUGACUCCGGCCACAGAGUACACGGUAACAGUUUACGCCAUGUACGGAGAGGAGGCCAGCGACCCCAUGACCAGCCAGCAGACCACAUUACCGCUGACUCCGACAAGGAACCUGCGUUUCUCAGACGUGGACCACAGCUCCGCCCAGCUCACAUGGGACUCCGCCUCUCGGAAAGUCAAAGGCUACCGUGUCAUGUACGUUAAGACCAACGGAGUCCAGACCAAUGAGGUGGAUGUUGGCCGUGUGACAACCUGGUUGCUAAGAAACCUGACCUCCCUGACGGAGUACACGGUUGGUGUCUUUGCCAUCUACGAUGAGGGACAAGCUGAGGCCGUGACUGACAGCUUCACAACAAAGACCGUCCCAGACCCGCUGGAUCUGAGGAGCAGUGACAUCUCCACAGACAGCUUCAGGUUGUCAUGGCAACACCCGGCCUCCGAUGUGGUGCUGUACCGACUCACCUGGACGCCCACCGAUGGAGGAGACAGCGAAGAGGUUCUGGUGAACGGAAACAUUAACACCUACCUGCUGAAAGGACUCAGCCCCUCCACAGAGUACGAAGUCCUCCUUGCUGCAAUCUACAGUAACGAGGUUGAGAGUGACGAGGUGAUCCUCGUAGAGUCCACCGUUGAAAGAACAACCACCAUCGCUACGACAACCACCACCACAGCAGCUCCUCGUUUCGGGGUGAGGAACAUGAGGAUCGAUGAGGAAACCACCUUUAGUAUGCGGGUGGCCUGGCAGCCUGUCGACUCGAGGAAUGUCCGCCAUUAUCGACUGAACUACAUCAGCGCCAAGGGAGACCGAGCAGACGAGACGAGGACUGUGCCCACAGGUCAGAACAGCCUGGUUCUGCAGCCUCUGCUGUCAGAUACGGAGUACAAAGUUGCCAUCACUGCUGUUUACCCUGACGGAGACGGACCGACAGCGUCUCGAAUGGGACGAACACUUCCUCUUUCAGCUCCUAAGAACCUGCGGGUAUCAGAGGAAUGGUACAACCGCUUCAGGAUCAGCUGGGACGUUCCGCCUUCACCCACCAUGGGCUACAGGGUCGUCUACCAGCCUGUAUCUGCCCCUGGACCAGCUCUGGAGACCUUUGUGGGAGAGGACGUGAACACCAUGCUGAUCGUCAACCUGCUGAGCGGGACGGAGUACAGUGUCAAGGUCAUCGCCUCCUACACCACUGGAUCCAGCGAGGCUCUUUCAGGGAGGGCCAAGACCCUGUACCUGGGGGUCACUAACCUGAGCGUAUAUCAGGUGAGGAUGACCAGUCUGUGCGCCCAGUGGCUGACUCAGCGCCACGCCAGCGCCUACAGAGUGAUCAUCGAGUCGCUGCUCAAUGGUCAGAAGCAGGAGACGAAGCUGAGUGGAGGAGCCAACAGACACUGUUUCAACAACCUGAAGCCCAACACGCAGUAUAAAAUCAGUGUGUACGCUCAGCUGCAGGACGGGACUGAAGGGCCUGCAGUCACUGCUACUGAGAAGACACUACCCAUCCCGACCCCAGCACCAACCAAGCCCCCCACCACCACACCGCUGCCCACAAUCCCCGCUGCAAAAGAAGUCUGUAAGGCAGCCAAAGCGGACCUGGUCUUCCUGGUUGACGGUUCUUGGAGUAUCGGUGAUGACAACUUCCUGAAGAUCAUCCGCUUCCUGUACAGCACCUCUGGAGCUCUGGACCGGAUUGGUCCUGAUGGCACACAGGUGGCCAUUGCCCAGUUCAGUGACGACGCCCGGACCGAGUUCAAAUUGAACUCGUACAGCGACAAGGAGCGACUGCUGGACGCCAUCAACAGGAUUUCCUACAAGGGAGGAAACACCAAGACAGGUCGAGCCAUCCAGCACGUGAAGGAAAACAUCUUCACGACGGAGGGAGGAGUCAGGAGGGGAAUCCCCAAUGUCCUGGUGGUCCUCACCGACGGCCGAUCUCAGGAUGACGUCAACAAGGUUUCCAAGGAGAUGCAGAUGGAAGGGUACAUUGUGUUUGCUAUCGGCUUCGCUGACGCUGACUACGGGGAGCUGGUGAGCAUCGCCAGUAAACCCAGCGACAGACACGUCUUCUUCGUGGACGACUUGGACGCCUUUAAAAAGAUCGAAGAGAAGCUGGUGACCUUUGUGUGUGAGGCUGCCACUGCCACUUGUCCAUCUGUACCGAUGAGCGGCAGCACAACACCAGGUUUCCGUAUGAUGGAGCUGUUUGGGCUGGUGGAGAAUCGGUACAGCAGCGUCUCUGGCGUUUCCAUGGUACCUGGCACCUUCAAUACCUUCCCCAGUUUCCACCUGCACAGUGAUGCUUUUCUGGCACAGCCAACCAGGUACAUCCAUCCUGAAGGGCUGCCGUCUGAUUACACCAUCACCCUGCUGUUCAGACUGCUGCCCGACACUCCAGAGGAGCCCUUCGCCCUCUGGGAGAUCCUCAACAAGAGCAACGAGCCGCUGGUGGGAGUCAUCCUCGACAACGGGGGAAAAACUCUGACGUUCUUCAACAACGACUACAAAGGAGAGUUCCAGACGGUGACCUUCGAAGGGCCAGAAAUCAAGAAACUCUUCUACGGCAGCUUCCAUAAGCUUCACAUUGCAAUCAGCAAGACGAGCGCCAAAGUGGUGAUCGACUGCAAGAUGGUGGCCGAGAAAACCAUCAACGCAGCAGGAAACAUCACCAUAGACGGACUGGAAGUUCUGGGCAGGAUGGUCCGCUCCAGAGGGAACAAGGACAACUCUGCCCCGUUCCAGCUCCAGAUCUUUGACAUUGUCUGCAGCACUUCGUGGGCCAACAGAGACAAGUGCUGCGAACUUCCUGGCCUGAGGAAGGAGGCAGACUGCCCAGCCAUGCCCAAAGCCUGCACCUGCACCCAGGACAGCAAAGGCCCCUCCGGCCCUGCUGGACCACCAGGAGGCCCAGGAAUCAGAGGAGCCAGAGGUGAUCGCGGAGAGCCAGGCCCAGUGGGGCCGACUGGUCCAGUAGGUGAUACAGGUGUACCAGGACCUCAGGGACCCCAAGGACCACAGGGACCCAGUGGACGCUCCAUCAUAGGGCCCCCAGGUGCUCCGGGAGAGAGAGGACAGAAAGGUGAUGCUGGACAACAAGGAGCACAGGGAAUUCCUGGCAGAGCUGGAGCUCCGGGCAGAGAGGGACCUGCAGGACCCAGAGGCCUGCCAGGCAAAGACGGCCCGCCAGGCAGACAGGGUCCCUCGGGAACUAUCGGGACUCCAGGAGCCCCAGGGGCCCCAGGUAACACAGGCCCUUCCGGAAAACAGGGAGAGCUGGGACCACCGGGUUCUCCUGGAAGCAAAGGGGAGAAAGGUGAACGGGGUGACCUCCAGUCGACAGCAUCAGUUCAGGCCAUCGCCAGGCAGGUCUGUGAGCAGCUGAUUCAGAGCCACAUGGAACGCUACAACUCCAUCCUGAACCACGUACCCAGUCCACCAGUGUCCAUCCGCACUGUGCCAGGACCCCCAGGAGAGCCUGGCAGACAGGGAUCUCCAGGGGCCCAGGGAGAACAGGGACCCCCAGGAAGACCCGGCUUCCCAGGACAGAACGGACAGAAUGGGCAACCAGGAGAAAGAGGUCAACCAGGAGAAAAGGGUGAGAAAGGAUCUCCAGGUGUUGGAGUCCAAGGCCCCAGAGGACCUGCAGGACCCCCCGGUCCCCAAGGGCAGGGCAGACCUGGCAGCCAGGGUCCCUCAGGGCGACCUGGAAAUCCUGGAAACCCUGGUCGACCAGGGGUCCCCGGACCCGUCGGCUCCGCUGGGCCACCGGGCUACUGCGACCAGAACGCCUGUGUGGGCUACAAUGUCGGAGAGGGUGAGGAUGUCACUGAUGGCGGCGCUAUCCCUGCAGUCCAACUGCCGCCCAACGUCUUCCAGAACUACGGCGAGGUUGAGGAGGACGACCCCUACCGCUACUACCAGCCCAACUAUCCGGCCCCGCGGCCCGUGGAGCCUGACGACCCCGCGCUCGCCCUGGACGACAUCGAACUGAGGUCCCCCGGCAUCCACCGCAGCACCCGGAGCCUGGAGGGAGAGGAGAAGAGAGUCGGGCCGAAGAGGAGACUAAAGAGAGGAGCGAAGACGCUGCCUGGACUAAUUAAAUGAGAGGAGGAGGUGAUUGGAGGACGGAGGGCCGCUCGCUGUUUCUGAUUGGGCGGUUUGGAGCUGUUACGGACUAAUCAACAAGUGCCUGAUGUAGAGGAUUUCUUAUGGACAUUGUAGAGGGGACGGGGUGGGGGUAUCAGGUUGGGACUAUUUUAACUCAUCUAUGCUAUUGAAUUAACUUCAAGAAAACAGGUUUAUGUUGUUUGAUUCGUUUAGAUUUUUUUUUGUCUCAGUAGAGACGAUCGUAAAAUGGACUGAGGUUUAUAUUUCACAGUUUGCUUUUGUCCCAAGACAUGUCUCUGUUAACUGUUUCUGUGAUCAGACUUCUCAAACAUUCGGUCAUCACAUUGAUUGAGGAAAAGUAGCCGGUCCUGUUUUCAGCUUUCACUUUUGCGGUUUGCUUUUUACCUGCUUGGUUAAGUGCCUCCGAAUUGUCUCGCUAGAAUAUUCUGGAAGAAAUUUCUAAAUGCAGAAAUGCAAAGACUACAACAUAGCAUCUAUACACAGAGACACUUGCAGGUUACAGCAAACUAACAAGCAACACUGUCGCUCUGUAUGUUUUUAUGUCUUUACUUUAAGGUUUUAUUUCAACCUUUAAAUGUAAUGACUGCAGAGGCCUCAGCUAACAUCAUGAUACAUGAAUACAUAAAAAAAGGUUCAAAGUUUUGAUUCCAGCGCCUCGCGGUGUGUAUCUACAGCAGCGUCACAGUGGCUGCAGACCAGGUACAACUUGACAAGAUGAACAGAAAACAGCAUGAUGUGAUAUGUGACACUUUCAGUCAUGAGUGCAGAGUGAUGAAAAACGUUUAGAGCGGGUUCAGAUACAAAGUGAUGAGACUUUAUUUGUACAAAAGUUUCGGCUAUAAGUUUAUUAAUUUGUGUCACAACACCACAAUCCCAAAAUUAGGCUUCAUUUGCCUAUUUUCUGUUGUUUACCAAAAUGUAACAUCUGUCACCCAUGGUAUAAUUAAGUGGUAACUCCAGUUUUUACAUUUUUUAUGUAUUUGUCAGGGACAAUAAAGAAAUGAUGAUAAGAAGAUGCUUUGUACCAGAUUUAGCUACUAGCUACACGUCUGCACUCCCUGAGCAGGUAAACAGGUAACUAGCAUAUUCAGAUUUACACGGCCAAUAAGUCACACACACACACACACACACACACACACACACACAAGCUAACAGGUAAUGUGAAAUUUCAUGCCGAUGAUCCAAGGACAGGAAGUGAAGUGAUUGUGCCUGGUCUCCAGUAACUUUUCACCUAAACCUGCAUCCUAAUUCUGGUUUUUCUGUUAGCUCUGUUUGCUGCAACCAGGUCGUUUCCAGCUUCAUAACUAAAAAAACAAAAGCAGUUAUUUAUGUAAAGGUUUGCAUGUUUCUGUUAUCCAUUUACCAUGUGAUGUAUCUUUUUUUUAUCUCAUAGAGCCAUAGACACAUUUUACUGAUACAUAUAAAGAUUAUUGUUCGUUUUUCCUUCAGAGGUUUUGGUGAUUGGAGUCAUAUGCAGUUAUUGUAACAGUGUUAAGUUCAAACUGAUGUUGCUUUGUUUUUGAGGUAGUAUAAAAAGAAAUAAGUUGUAAAAACAGUAACAGCUGACGUCAGACAGGGAGUUAUUAUAUUUCUUAGUAAAUGUAUUUUGGUUUAGUUGUCAGGUUUCUGGAUCUUCGUGUAAUUUCAGAAGCUGUCGGCCAUGUUGUCGUAGAGUCAAAAAUGACUGACGGCUGUUUCCCACUCUGUGUUUUUCCUAUUUGUUUGGGUUUGUCUUCGGAUUGAUCUGCCUCCAUUUGUAACAUUUAUCAUUAAGCUCAUUUAAGUUAAACUGGAUUCCAUCAGAUAACAGAAACACAGCAGCUCAGUCCAUUUGAAUUUGAAAUGAUUUUGAAUUCAUUCAUGCGUUCAAUUUCUUAAAUUUGUUUCAUUGCUGGAGAUCAGUUAUACAAAGGAAAGUCCAGUUAUUUGGAAAAAGAUGUGCCUCGUUUAUUCACACGUGGACAUAAUGUUUCCCCUCUCAAGGGGAAACUCAAGCACACUUUCAACUUUACGAAAUAUCUUGUGAACCUUUUCAGUUCAGGAGAACAGAGUAAAAACAGGCCGCAGUGUUUGAGAUUUCCCUCUACACCUCUGAGCAGGAUAUGCUUAGAAAAUAAAAUCAAGGAAGUAAUUUAUUUUUUACUUGGUAUUGAUUUUCUCAGAACAAUAAAACUGAAGUACAACCGUU
This is a messenger RNA of Siniperca chuatsi (mandarin fish), 8001 nucleotides long. It is a transcript of the gene col14a1b, whose product is annotated as collagen alpha-1(XIV) chain. Gene Ontology annotation, molecular function: protein binding. The record is from RefSeq and is a predicted model, not a curated record. The coding region runs from base 177 to 5789 and encodes 1870 amino acids. The transcript is spliced from 48 exons. Lineage: Eukaryota; Metazoa; Chordata; Actinopteri; Centrarchiformes; Sinipercidae. Gene Ontology annotation, cellular component: interstitial matrix.